This is a messenger RNA of Plasmopara halstedii, 1227 nucleotides long. RefSeq lists its product as uncharacterized. Lineage: Eukaryota; Oomycota; Peronosporomycetes; Peronosporales; Peronosporaceae. The coding region runs from base 1 to 1227 and encodes 408 amino acids. The record is from RefSeq and is a predicted model, not a curated record. The transcript has 4 exons.
AUGGAUUCGGCGAUACCGCCACACCGACUGCAGCAGGUCGACCACUUGGAGACCGGCACUGAGAUAUGGGCGGAGGUGAACGAGAUCUACGAGAGACUCAUGGACCCGUUGAUCAAGGAGAGUAUCAUUCUCCGAAAGUGCGAUGAGCUCAAGGAGCUCAAGUGCUCGCCAACAGGCGAUAUGAGCAUUCAUCUGGCCGAGAUGCUUACGAUCAAGUCGGCCGUGAAGAGCUACGGCUACGAAUUCAAGGAUAUCAACAUGAGGCAGAUGAUGCUGGGCAGUCUUCCUGACCUGUACCAGUAUGAGCAGCUGCGCGGAGCAUUACUCUGCGGCAAGGGAAAUCGUGCCACUAAUACAGGUAGUGGCCAACGGCAGCUGCAUGGUGGCAGCACAGGUGCUCACCAUCAGCAACAAAAUGGGAGUAAGAAAAAUCAGCACGGUGAUGGACAGCGAAAACCGAAGCGUGACAGAAAGAACAAAACUUGUCACUGGUGCAAUGAGAUCAAUCACAUCCAGGCUGACGGAACGGCUAUUAUCGAUGGUGUUGCUGGGCCUGGUGCGGCUGCCACCAGUGGAGGUAACAUUGGGACGAACACUGGGACGCAACGGCGUCAGCAGCGCUCCUAUUGCACGAGUCACGGCGGCGAAGUCCGGGCGGACAGGCGUGGAGUUGUUAAAGAUGAGCAAGGUGUGGCUGCUGGUGUUGCAAUGGUCAGUCCGAUGCUGGCCGUUCCGGACACGAAGAGUUCAAAUGUGCACUUGACCGGUGAUCGCUCUGUCUUUGUUCAUCUCCAAGAAAUUCACCCAGAACGUAUUGGUGCAAAUUUCGUUGGUGUGGCCGUCACGACGCUAACUCGUGCGUCCGGCAUUGGUCGAGUGAAGAUCAUCACUGAGGUGGGCGACGCCGAGGCUGAGGUCUUUUUGGUUGAUGUACUGUACCUGGAAGGCGCGUCACACAGACUGUUCUCGAUACAUCUCGCAAUUGCCACGCAGAAUUUCGAAAUCUCGUACGAUCGUGCAGCAUCGACAAUCACGUCCAGAGGAUGCUCUGCGACGCCCAGGUGUACCGCGUGUUAUCGUCAGUUACACGAUUGCGGACGGUGUGGCCACACUCGAGCAGUGGCACAACCGGACUGGACACACGAAUGUUCAAUAUCUCAAGAUCAUGGCGGAUCGUGGACUCGUGCGAGGCGUGAUGAUCACAAACAGGCAGCUCAAGACGUGUGA